Molecule: messenger RNA, 2124 nt
Organism: Engraulis encrasicolus (European anchovy)
Lineage: Eukaryota; Metazoa; Chordata; Actinopteri; Clupeiformes; Engraulidae
Exons: 7
Coding region: 406-1203 (265 amino acids)
Source: RefSeq, a predicted model, not a curated record
UUCCGUAAAAAUUCCAAAUUGAAACCUCUCGCCUCUGCCAUUUCCCCUUGUCUGCUUUUCGCGCCAUGGAUUGGUGCAAUAAAACGUCUGUCAUCUGUCUCCUCCCAACCGUUUUGCACGUCCUCGUGCCGCGUUUUGGAAUUUCAUUUAUGGUAGGCGCGCUCUCGGCUUCCCUGCGCCGCCACGCGCCCGAGGACCGACUGGCACCCGUGGCGGAUUACUGACAAACACAUUGGGACCGAUCCAAGCUCCCGUUGCGAUAUAGAAGUAGACGACAGCAGUUGGAAUUAAAUAUACUGACUUCCUGAAAAUUAAAACUAAAAGUCAUGGGCUGUUUCGGCGUGAACAUGGUCAGAAGAAUAGCGCCUGCAUCAUAAGACUAUGUGAAUGAAUGACUGAGUGGGGAUGAGGCGGCUGGAUUCAGACUCCAAUGGCCUUUUCUCAUCCGGAGAAAACUCAGACUGUGAGGACGUAAUGGGAGCGACCUGUGUAGAGGGCGCUGCAGUGUGUGUAUGCAAGAGAGACUCUCGGCCAACCUACUGUGACCAGCAUCAGCAGCCGGAUGCACAGCAGUGUGAUCAGUGUGGGAAGAGCCUCUUUGUGCUGACGCGCUACUCAGAGGGCUACGGCACAGAGGAGGAGGGUGUCCAGUCAGAUCCUCAGGGAGAAAGUGAUGCUGACGCUGAUAUUGAGGACACAGAUAGCAGGGUGCAGGUGUCCGGGUCCCUGCAGCGAAUCAGCUCCCGGAAGCGAAAGCGUCAGCGAAUCACGCGGCAGGACACGACAGAGAGCGAGGACGACGGUGGAAAGUGUCAGAAGCCCCAUCGAUGGAACCUUCGCCUGAGUCCCCACCACGCUCAGAGCAAAACAAUUUUGGAGGAGAGUGUGUCACAAGUGAGGCCCCUAGUACUGAGCCCUCGUUCUGGAGCUGAGGGCCACAAUACAACCAAAACCGUCACCACCACCAGCAGCAGCAGCAGCAGCGGCAGCACUACACAUGAUGACCCCUCCCCCAAGAGAGGCAGCAGAGGGUCGGGGUGGACCCUCCUGGAAUCCCUGUGGCCCUCGGCCCUCUCCAGCUCCAGCUCCAGCACCAGCAGCCGAGGCCGGCUCUUCCUCCUCCUCCUCCUCAUCUUCCUUCCUCUCGCCUUGAGCUUUCUCAUCCUCAUCGUGUCCUUCCUGCUCCCACUGAGUAAUAUUUGACAUUCUCCUUGGAAUACACACAGUAGUGGUACAGUAGAAGCCAUUUCUUCUUCCCUGUUCCAUGUGCUUUCCCGUUCCAUGCAACUUCCAUGAGACAUCCAAGGGGUUUUGGGGCUGGACCUUGCAAGAAGCAAUUAUGUUGCAGUCAAGAAAACACAGUACAAAAUCAGUGGCUCCAACUGUCGCAGUGUGUGGGUGUGCGUGUGUGUGGUGUGUGGUGUGUGGCGGAGAUGUUGGGGUGGGGUGGGUGGAUGUGUGAGUCUCUUCUCAAGUAUAAAAGGGUCUAAAGGGCCACUUGUGGUCUGGAAUCAUACUUUAAUGCGUGGUGGUGGAAGGGGCAUGUGAUCGGCUUUCAUAGGUUAAGGACCCAGGAUUUGGUGCUACGCCUUGACAGCCCUUCAAUAUUCAACAUGGAAAUCUGCAUUCAUCAUUCUUUCCAUUGAGUAUGUGUUUUCAAGUCUGCAACCCACCCCCAAACAAGUAGGCCUACCCUCUUUGAGUCUUUUUGAGGUGUUUAUAUGGAGUUGUCGUAUUGUUGUUAUUGCUGUCGGGUCCAUUGAAGCCACAUAUUGUAUGUUAUGUAGAAAAACAGUCUGAGAACUUAUCCUACGAUUUGCCUAUAUGGGCCUUGUAGUGUCUCUUCCACUUACAAUAAGGUAUUGAAGUUCUUGUGGGAAAGAAAACACUCAUUUAUCUGUCAGUUCGAAUAAGUGCUUAUUUUCAGAAUUUAUUUACGAUUUAAAUGUCCCGGUGAAGCUUAACUUGACCUAGUGUACACAAGGGUGUCCAUGUGACAGUCAUGAGAAUGACACGACACAUGUUAGGAACAUAAAUGACAUGUGAUUGAUGUGUUUAUCUUGUCAUAAUGUCAUUCAGUUUUUGAAACGUGAAGUUGGCAUAGCUUGAGUGCCAUGCCAAUCC